Lithohypha guttulata is the source of this 3537-nucleotide messenger RNA. RefSeq names its product pyruvate carboxylase (gene PYC1). The coding region runs from base 1 to 3537 and encodes 1178 amino acids. Gene Ontology annotation, molecular function: metal ion binding; pyruvate carboxylase activity; ATP binding. The transcript has 6 exons. Lineage: Eukaryota; Fungi; Ascomycota; Eurotiomycetes; Chaetothyriales; Trichomeriaceae. Gene Ontology annotation, biological process: gluconeogenesis; pyruvate metabolic process. Gene Ontology annotation, cellular component: cytoplasm. The record is from RefSeq and is a predicted model, not a curated record.
AUGGCGACUCAAGAAGGGACCUCGACUCCUCAGGAGCACAAUCCUCUAGAGCAUACUGUUCACCACCGUCUCAGAGCUAACUCGACUAUCAUGCAGCUCAACAAGAUCAUGGUAGCCAACCGAGGCGAGAUUCCUAUUCGUAUCUUUCGAACUGCUCACGAAUUAUCCCUCCAGACCGUAGCUAUCUACAGCUAUGAGGACAGAUUGGGCAUGCACCGACAGAAAGCUGAUGAAGCCUAUGUAAUCGGCAAACGCGGACAGUAUACUCCUGUUGCUGCCUACCUUGCUCAAGACGAGAUCAUCAAGAUCGCAAAAGAGCAUGGAGUUCAAAUGAUACAUCCUGGUUAUGGUUUCCUAUCCGAGAACGCAGAAUUUGCCAGAAAGGUCGAGGAGGCUGGUAUCAUAUUCAUUGGUCCUUCACACAAGACCAUCAACGAUCUCGGCGACAAAGUUUCAGCACGAAACCUGGCCAUGAAGGCCAAUGUUCCUGUCGUGCCUGGUACUGAAGGGCCUGUCGAGAAGUAUGAAGACGUCAAGAAGUUCACUGACGAAUACGGCUUUCCCAUCAUCAUCAAGGCAGCCUUUGGUGGUGGUGGCCGAGGUAUGCGAGUGGUCCGGGAUCAGGAGAAUCUCAAGGACUCCUUCGAAAGAGCCACUUCAGAAGCCAAAUCUGCUUUUGGCAAUGGUACUGUCUUCGUGGAGCGAUUCCUCGACAAGCCUAAGCAUAUUGAAGUCCAGCUUCUUGGUGACAAUCACGGCAACGUGGUGCACUUGUACGAACGAGACUGUUCGGUGCAGCGAAGACAUCAAAAGGUUGUCGAAAUUGCUCCAGCAAAGGAUCUACCACAAGAGACUAGGGAUGCUAUACUCAACGACGCAGUCAGAUUGGCCAAGUCUGCUGACUACCGCAAUGCCGGCACAGCCGAGUUCCUGGUCGAUCAACAAAAUCGUUACUACUUUAUCGAGAUCAAUCCACGAAUCCAGGUAGAGGUUACGGGUAUCGACAUCGUUGCUGCUCAAAUUCAGAUUGCCGCCGGUGCAAGUCUUGAACAGCUAGGUCUGACACAGGACCGAAUUUCGCUCCGAGGAUUCGCUUUUCAAUGCCGCAUCACAACAGAAGAUCCUGCAAAUGGCUUCUCCCCAGACACUGGCAAGAUUGAGGUCUACCGAUCUGCAGGUGGCAAUGGUGUUCGUCUCGAUGGCGGUAACGGUUUCGCAGGUGCUAUCAUCACUCCUCAUUACGACUCUAUGCUUGUCAAAUGUACUUGCAGAGGAUCAACGUACGAGAUAGUCCGCAGGAAGAUGCUACGAGCCUUGGUCGAGUUCCGUAUUCGUGGUGUUAAGACAAAUAUUCCGUUCUUGGCCUCCCUGCUCACACAUCCCACUUUCGUCGAAGGUAAAUGCUGGACCACCUUCAUUGAUGACACACCGGAACUGUUCAAAUUGGUUGGCAGCCAAAAUCGUGCCCAAAAGCUGUUGCAAUAUCUCGGCGAUCUGGCCGUCAACGGAAGUCAGAUCAAGGGUCAAAUUGGAGACUCCAAGUUCAGGGGCGACAUUAUCUACCCAACUCUUCAUGACUCUAACGGUAAGGAACUUGAUGUCUCGCAGCCCCCUACCAGAGGCUGGAAGAAAAUCAUCGACGAACAAGGACCUGAUGCAUGGGCCAAAGCUGUCAGAGCCAACAAGGGAUGCCUCCUCAUGGACACAACGUGGCGCGACGCUCAUCAAUCUCUACUUGCGACGAGGGUCCGGACCGUCGACCUAUGCAACAUCGCCAAGCAGACAUCUCAUGCUCUAGACAACGCCUGGGCUCUAGAGUGCUGGGGUGGUGCCACUUUCGACGUCGCCAUGCGAUUCUUAUACGAAGAUCCAUGGGAUAGACUGAGGAAGAUGAGGAAAUUGGUUCCCAACAUUCCAUUCCAAAUGUUGCUCAGAGGAGCAAACGGUGUGGCAUACAAAUCCCUUCCUGAUAAUGCUAUCUACCACUUCUGCAAACAGGCUAAGAAGAAUGGCAUGGACAUUUUCAGAGUCUUUGAUGCCCUCAACGACAUUGACCAGCUCGAGGUAGGCAUGAAGGCUGUGCAAGAAGCCGGUGGUGUUGUCGAAGAUGGUGUCUAUGCUAACAACUAUACAGUGUUGAACCCAAAGAAGAAGUACAACCUCGAGUACUACAUGAACCUCGUCGACAAGAUCGUCAAGAUCGGAACGCACGCUCUAGGCAUCAAGGAUAUGGCUGGUGUCCUCAAGCCGAAGGCGGCUCGAAUCCUCAUUGGCACAAUCCGUGAGAAGUACCCAGACCUACCAAUCCAUGUUCAUACGCAUGACUCUGCCGGCACUGGCGUUGCCUCGAUGGUGGCUUGUGCACAAGCUGGUGCAGAUGCCGUUGACGCUGCAUCCGACAGCAUGUCCGGUAUGACAUCCCAGCCCAGCAUUGGUGCCAUUCUUGCAUCUCUUGAGGGCACCGACCUCGAUCCCGGUCUCAACGGCGAAAAUGUACGAGCUCUCGAUACCUAUUGGUCCCAGCUCAGACUCGUCUACUCACCCUUCGAAGCUCACCUACUAGGUCCUGAUCCUUCCGUUUACGAGCACGAAAUUCCUGGGGGACAAUUAACGAACCUUAUCUUUCAGUCUACACAGCUCGGUCUAGGCGCUCAAUGGCUUGAAACCAAGAAAGCAUACGAGGAGGCAAAUGAUUUGCUUGGUGAUAUUGUCAAAGUUACUCCUACCUCGAAGGUUGUUGGUGAUCUUGCACAAUUUAUGGUGACCAACAAAUUGUCAUACCAGGAUGUGCAGAAGAAGGCGAAAGAGCUUGACUUCCCUGGCUCCAUUCUGGAAUUCUUCGAGGGCUUGAUGGGCCAACCCUACGGCGGCUUCCCUGAGCCACUUCGAUCUGAUGCACUGCGAGACCGUCGCAAGAUGGACAAACGUCCAGGCCUCUACCUCGAUCCUGUUGACUUUCCAUCAAUCAGAAAAGAACUCAAGGAGAAGUUCAACACUAGCAGCGAAACCGAUAUUGCAAGCUAUGUCAUGUACCCGAAAGUGUUCGAAGAGUAUCGCGGGUUCCUGGACAAGUACGGUGACCUUUCCGUGUUGCCAACGAAGUUCUUCCUCAACAGACCCGAGAUUGGGGAAGAAUUCCACGUGGAACUCGAGAAAGGCAAAACACUCAUCUUGAAGCUUCUUGCUAUUGGCCCGCUGUCGGAUGAGACUGGUCAACGCGAAGUUUUCUACGAGCUCAAUGGAGAAGUUCGGCAAGUCACGAUAGACGACAACAAGGCAGCUGUGGAGAACACAAGUCGACCAAAGGCUGAUCCGGGUGACAGCAGCCAGGUUGGUGCUCCAAUUGCUGGUGUGCUUGUCGAGAUUCGCGUUCACGAAGGAUCCGACGUCAAGAAAGGUGACCCUAUCGCAGUCAUGAGUGCCAUGAAGAUGGAAAUGGUCGUCAGUGCACCACACUCUGGUAAGGUCACUAAUCUGGGUGUAAAGGAGGGUGAUUCGGUUGCGGGUUCUGAUCUCAUCUGUAAGAUCGAGAAGUGA